AUCAGCUCAUCAACGCCUCAGCCUGAUGACUUGACAACCCCUCACUUUCAACAGCUUUGACCUGAUAAUUGUUUAGAGUUAUUCAUACCAAUAUUCUAGAAGAUAUAUACGUUGUUCUUCAUCAAACACAUAGCGACAUGGUCAGCGAAACCGACGUGGCGACAGCUGCGUUGGCUAUAGCGAUCUCAGCCUUGGUCAUCGCAGCUGGUCAACUCAUCGCCCAGCUGUUUUCAACUGCAGAUGGAUACCGUAGAUGCCAGCCUUCUGUAAUUGGAGAGUGGUACAAACUGGUUGAGCUGAAGUUCCGGUGGAGCUCAUUUCGAUACGAGGUUAAAGUCACGACACCUCACUUCGUAAUCCGGCCAAUGUAUUCAUUCAAGGGACGCGAUUCUUUUCUUUUGGACCAGAAAAAGCCUCUUCCAGAGUUUCCCUGGUCUCUGUUCAGGAAAAACUCACGAUACUUGGUCCCUCCUCACUAUGCAGCUGCACUUAUGGAUACUUCAGACUCACGCCUGGGUACUUUCACUCGUGACAGAAUGGAGACAUAUGAUAUGACAGAAGAAGACGUUCCUACGUGGGCACUUUUACUGGACGAUGUCCAUCGCUGUCAGGGGCACAGUUUCCCCUCACAGGAUUUGGAGAGUAGUAUGGCACCUAUAUGUAUCACAAGGAAAGUCCGUUCUUGGGACUUCAUGCCACCGGAUAUCGUGCGACCAGUCUCUAGCACAACAUUGGGCUGUCUAAUCACGAUGGCAUAUCGUCUGGGUAUGACAUGGUCAGACUUCCGACUUGAUGAAGGCAAGAUGCGUGCUAUUGGCAACGGACAAAGCUUUUCCACAUCGAUAGUACGCGGUAUGGGGCUGGUCGUUGAGUACAGUGGGGACUGGUCCUACAUGGGGAGUUGGAGGGGUGCAGACCGCGCGCUUAGUGUCGUUGCUGACAAGAUGACGUGUGGAAUUAUACCUGCUGGGCCCUUCGUGGAUCGGUGGGAUCUACGAUUGAGGAACGCACAAUCACCCACAGACUUGGAACUCAAUCAACUAUUUUCAACUCUCGAAAUAAAAGAGGAUGCGAAAGUAGCUUUAGAAGCAAGUUUGUCGCACAAAGAUCCGGCUCACAGACUUCCUGGGUUCACAGACGUGAUGGGAUUGUGGUGCGACUGGAUUCCCCCCCGGAACCUCCCAUCGAACAAGAUCGACAACCCAUUUCCCUUCCCAUUAACAACAAUGGGUGAAAUACCCGAGUCACGUCACGUUUGGAGGUCGGAGCUUAGAAAGCAAGAGUCAUCACUCUCGGAUACGUGUAAGCUAGUGCUGCAAUUCUACGAUAGGUGGGAAUUCAAGAACCCCCAGGGAUUUUUGAAUAACUACCGACUCAAAGGGACAUCAGACCCUGAGCUCGAUUUCUUCAAAGAGGCGUUUGACGACACAACGGCAUACCUUGGUGGACAUAUGGAAGUCAUUAAAGAAGGGCUCAUUUCUUCGGUAUACGACCUACUUAUAAGUGUGCACAUCUCUAUCAAUUCGCGAAGCGUCGAACAAGCCGAGGAGAAUAUCAAGAACAAUGCGGCACGGCGACUAGAUUCGCCUCCGAAUCAUAUGGAUCCGAUCUUCCAAGAACGCGCUUACAUUUACACCGAGAACAUACCCAAAUUCGUGGAAGAGAUGAGGAGGAGUGAGUUCCAUGAUCCCAAAAAGAACAUCUCAUAUGAAGACGUAUGGUGGAUAUUGAUGAUGCGCCUCCAUUCGUGGACCAUGAGCGUCAAUUGGGUCGAUGACAGAGGAGGCGUUAAGAUCCCGAGCGAAUACUACUAUAGUCUAGCUCGAGUGUACAUCAUGUAAAGCAGGUUCUGCCUUGUCUGAAUACUGAUUGC
Messenger RNA from Alternaria alternata, 1873 nucleotides. RefSeq lists its product as hypothetical. Bases 138 to 1841 code for a protein of 567 amino acids. NCBI's taxonomy places the organism in Eukaryota, Fungi, Ascomycota, Dothideomycetes, Pleosporales, Pleosporaceae. The transcript is spliced from 5 exons. The record is from RefSeq and is a predicted model, not a curated record.